Messenger RNA from Xenopus tropicalis (tropical clawed frog), 6253 nucleotides. It is a transcript of the gene zbtb42, whose product is annotated as zinc finger and BTB domain containing 42. Gene Ontology annotation, cellular component: nucleus. Lineage: Eukaryota; Metazoa; Chordata; Amphibia; Anura; Pipidae. The transcript is spliced from 2 exons. The coding region runs from base 1624 to 3054 and encodes 476 amino acids. Gene Ontology annotation, biological process: negative regulation of transcription by RNA polymerase II. The record is from RefSeq and is a predicted model, not a curated record.
CCCUGCCAGUAGGGUUAGUGGGCGUUUAGGUGGGUUCUGUGCUCGGGCUGGCACAAGUUUCUUCUGCCCACGACCACCCUCUAUAUUACUGAGAGUGGGGCGCCCUGAGUCGUGUAUGGGAUCCCUCACCCUGCUCUCCCUGCGAGUUUUUAUCCGCACACAGGAGUUUGGGAGCCGGGUGAAGAGAUCGCCGGCUUAAGUUAAGCUACACUGGGAAUUCGUAGGUCAGAACUAGCAGUGAAGCAAUAGAAAUCGAAGAGAAAGUGCUGCCGGUUGCAGAUAUAAUUAUAAUCAUCGCAGCUGCACUUCCUUAAACUCCGCGCAACCUGCUCUGCCUGGAACCUGCAGGCCGGGAACUCGCAGCAAAGGUCACACCGGCGGCACUGGAUCGCGACUCCCCCCGUCUUACUGGCUCCCGGGGACAAACGGGUCGUACCGAUAUAGCUUACCGGCAAGGAGAUAGGAUUUUUUCCAUAGUAAAAGUCACAGGGUUAAUAUACUCACAGAGAAAAGAAACCGGAAUGGCAACCCUGCCUGACCCUGCUAAAAUCCUGGGGAAUGUAUUGAUCUUUAAAUUGUCUGCAAGACAGAAGCCAGUGGAGCUAAGUACAUAGAUUAGACUAGUGAUGACCGACCCCCGUCCCCCAGCUGUUGAACUACAACUGCUGAAAACCUAGAUAUAUUUUAUACAUGGCAUGUGUUGUCAUGGGACAAGUGCCUGUUGUAGUUGAUCAAAAGAGCUGCAGUUUGGCCCAUGCUUAUAAUUUUUAGAUUUUUGCAGGGGCUUUAGGGAGUUCUAGUGCAACAACAGCUGGGGGACAGCAGGUUGGCCCUCCCUAAAUCAGACAGACUGCUAUGUAUAUAUAUUUAUAUAGCUGACACACACCUUUUGUCUGAUGACUGUUGCAAACCAGAGGUUAUCUGCAGCUGCUGUUAUUUGCUAACACAACUAAAUUGUAGAAAAAAAAAAGUUGCAGGUAUCCAGUCCCUAAGAUAUGUGGAAAAGCUGAAUAUUGUUCCACACUGCCCUCCUGGAGGGCAACACAUUUAGCGCCUCUCACCUAAGGGUGCUGCUGUGUGCACCUGUACCUGCUCUGGAGUUCCUAAACUUAGUUGGGGCACAGUGCCCUUUCCAACCCCGAGCAGCACUUGCACCUAUGUAAUAGAUGACUAUAAAUGGGGCUGUUGGAACUUUAAAAGGCAGCAAGCGGCGUGGUUGGCUGGUAGCUAGAUUUGGAGUAACAUAUGGCAUUAAAAGGAGCACAGCUGGAGGUAGCAUUUCCAUCGCAGUGAAGUCAGAGCAGCUGACUCUCCAGCUUGCAGUGUAAUUAGCAAACUGAGCACUCCUCCCUGCCUCCUCCUCCUCCUCUCUCCCAUACACUCUCACACUGACACACUCUGCUGCUACUGCCACCACCACCGCUGCUGCUGCUGCUCUCUCACUGUCUGCUGGAGACCUUGUAAUACCACAAGCUCUCAGGCAAUGAUUUAGAAGAAAGCUGCCUCACUUGAAAGGUCUCUGGGGCAUAUCCCAUGAACUGUUCCAUCCCUUUGUUGCAGGGGGGGAAGGUAAGAUUGUGAUGAAACAAACAGGAUCACUCUGCUGCUUGUUAUGAAGGAAGAAUGGAGUUUCCAGACCAUAGCCGCCAGUUGCUGCAGUGUCUGAGUCAGCAGCGUCACCAGGGUUUCCUGUGUGACUGUACUGUUUUAGUUGGAGAAGCACAAUUCCGAGCCCACAGAGCAGUCCUGGCUUCGUGCAGCAUGUACUUCCAUCUUUUCUACAGGGACCAGCUAGACAAAAGGGAUAUUGUGCAUCUCAACAGUGACAUUGUCACAGCCCCGGCAUUCAGCCUUCUGCUUCAAUUCAUGUAUGAAGGCAAGCUGGAGUUCAGCAAUCUCCCAGUAGAAGAUGUGUUGGCUGCAGCAAGCUACCUUCACAUGUAUGACAUUGUGAAAGUCUGCAAGGGCAAGUUAAAAGAAAAAGAACUUAAUUUGGGGGAAAAGAUUGGAGACGAUGGGUCUGACUUGGAAAAAGACGAUGCACCAACAGACUCUGAGGAACAUCAUCAACACAGCGUAGAGGCAGCAAGUAAACUAAAAAUUGCCACCCCAGACAAUGUAAAACCAAUUUGGAAGGAGAAGGUCAGUGGACUUUCUGGUUUAUCCUCUGACUUGAUAGGUGUCAAUUCAGUUCCAGCAGAGGCUGUUACAUGUAAGACAGCAGCUGGAAAAACAAAAGCCAAUGGCAAUAGUCCUUCAAGCCCUUUGUCCCACAGAUCUGCUAACCACACGCAGCCUCCAAGUGACAGAGAUGGCGCUCUGGAUUUAUCUUUCAAACCUAUGCCUGGGAGGGAUUCCUUCCACCCCUCCUAUGUCUUUGGACAGCUGGUUUCCGACAGCCAGCAGCAGGGCACUUUGCCACUUGUUAAAGAUGAACAAGACUUGCUGUCAGAACAGGAGGACAGUGAAGCAAAGAGUCCAAAAAGUCAACAUGUUGGGAAUUCAGCCAAAAGUCUAGUGACAGGGUUAGGACACAUGUUCACAGGAAACGGUAAUUCUCACGCUAGGGAAGAUGACUUGUAUCAAGAUCGAGAUGAGAGCGAGGAUGAAAUGGACUCCUCUGAUCUUUCCACAUCAGGUGUGCUUGUGUCCCCUGGACAAAUCUGCAUCUGUCCCCUUUGUAGUAAAGUAUUUCCUAGCCCACACGUUCUGCAGCUGCACCUGAGCUCACACUUCAGAGACAGGGACAAUUCACGGAUUAAGAUGUCCCCUGAUGGCUCGGUGCCCACUUGCACCAUAUGUGGCAAAACCUUUUCAUGUAUGUACACCUUAAAAAGACACGAGCGCACUCACUCGGGCGAAAAGCCUUAUACCUGUGGACAGUGUGGGAAGAGCUUUCAGUAUUCCCAUAACUUAAGCCGCCAUGCUGUUGUUCACACCAGGGAGAAACCACACGCAUGCAAAUGGUGUGAGAGACGUUUUACUCAGUCAGGGGAUUUAUACAGACACAUUCGUAAGUUUCAUUGUGGCCUGGUAAAAUCAUUGGUUGUGUAAAAACGCCAUUUGUUUCUUAUUUAAUAUGUGAGCUUAUUACUAGUUGCAUCAUGGGUGCUAGUGCUGCGCCUUAAGCUGCUGAACUGUGAAUCUCCAUGCACAGGUUUUACACUUUCUCUUCCUCCUUGUUGUUGCAACACGGCAAGUAUUUGGGUCUUUUUCCAGACAUAUAAAUCAUAAUAUUUGAUUAACAGGAAAAGGGAAAAAAUGACAAAUAUUAGGGGAAAAAUGGAAUGAAGGAACUGGAAGAUGGGUGGUAAUAGAGUAUAUGUGUGUUACAUGAAUAUAUUUCUGGUGCCUAGAGGAGCUUUUGCUUCUCCUACACCAUAAAAAGCUUACAUCUUUCACUGGUGGUGCUUAUCCUAUGUCCAUUUACUUUGCAACCCACUUUGAAACAGUAAAAAAGUUUACUUAAACUGUAGAAAAGAAGUUGAAAUAUAAAUGCCUCACCUCUUCAGAAUCUCUGUUUGACCCCCUACCCCAAACCUGAUGUAAUGCUGGUAUGAAGUUAAUACAGCUGUGUCAUAUAAAACCAUAGAUUAGGUCAAAGAUGAAACUUAAGAUCACACUUCUCAAACCCUAAAACACAAACCAAGAACUACCUAAGUGUAUUUAGUGCUAUGAAGUAUAAAGUGAAACUGGUAUUUACUUGGCAAUAAUUUGAAGCUUUCAGCCUUACAGGUGACUUAAGUAUAUAGGCAAUUCUUCAACUUGCAUAACUAGGAUUCAGUUAUCGGUUCCCCUAAUAAAACAGAAAUAUAUUUUGUAAAUUAGAAAUAUUCAGUCUGGAUGGAAUAUUGUAAUUGUCAGGGAUCUGUUUACAGUGAAUUCAAAUUUGUAUUAUUCUUAACAAGUAAACACUUGUUUUCUUCCUUGCUGUCCUGUUGUCAGGGACACACAGCAGAGCCACAAGCACGAUGCUUGUUAAAUUGACACAACUAGUUCUUACUAUACAAAUAGGGGGAUUCUUUGGCAGAGGAAGAAAAUCUGGCAAAAUUCUCCCCAAACUUUCAAAAACAGCCUAAGCCAUUCAGUACAUAAUAGAUUUGAACAAAUAUGUGUAGUUAUAUUGAUCUGCCCAUGAAUGGUACAGAAUAGACUUUGAAGCAAGUGUAUUUUAUAUUUAUUAUGGCAGACGCUGUGGAGACCUGCUAAAAUGACGUAUUGAACUUUUUCAGCCACAUUGUCUGGCUUUAAGUAUUGAAUAUUUAAGUGUGUUAGAAAUGUAUGUAUUAAUAUAGAGUUUUCUACCUUCCUAUGAAAGCCCUUUGGAAGCAGUAUCAGAUGUUUUUGAAACAUGAUAAAUUCUGUAAAAUUAUUUUCCUAAGUGCUGAUGAGCACAAUAUAUAUCUUAAUGGAGGAAAUCUUUAGUGUUCUAUGAUGUCAGUAAAAAUCCUGGCUCCACAUAUUCUCAAAUUCCCUGUUCUUCAGAGUAAAGAUUUCAUAGUAUCAAUGCACGUUAACUUUUAUGUGAUGGUAACAACUCAGGACCCUUGUGCUUACCAUAUUUGCAGUUUCCAGCUUCUAAAAUAGUUCUUUAUGUAUGGAAUCACAUCAGUGUCCAUCAUUUUCUGUAGGUCUAUAAAAGUUUCACAGACAACAUAUUUACAAGUCUUAUUUUCAAGUAUUAGUUCCCCAUUCCAGUCUGUAGUAGGACUGCAAACAGAAACAGAAAGGUCAUAGAGCAACAUCAUGCUUGAAUCUAGUAACCUGUUGCUUCCAACAGUUUCACCCUAUAGUAAAACCUCAUUUCAGCCACUUUUUAUCAAAGGGAUUUGACUCUCUGCCUUUUGCAUUGAAUAGGUUGGGGUUGAAGUAGAUAAGGCAUUUCUAAAAUAUGCAUAGGUAUGUGAAAUAGUGGACUACCUUAACUAGUUCCUAAAAAAGUAAACUAAUCCGCCUACAAAUGUUUAUAUAAUGUGAAAAAAAGCUUUUCUGUAAAGAAUACAGUCUAAUUUCACUACAAAUUGUGAAAUAUUUUUGCUGACACUGUUACAUUCAUGUUGAAAGGACGGUACAAUAUAUAUAUAUCUAUAUAUUAUUUUUUUGUUUUAAUUUGUGUGAACAUUCUUGUAGACUCAACACUGGUACAGUGGUCAUAUUUACUAUUUAGUUACUUGCUGUGAUCAGAAAUAGCACUGAAAAAGUACUAAAACUUUAAGUUAUUUUAUUUUUCUUCCUGAUGGUACUUGAUAAUAGUAUUUAUUAGUUUUUUUUUCUAACUUUGGAGUGAAAUGAUUGAUAGAGUUUUUAUUUUAGAACUGCUUUUAAAUCAAAGGGAUGUCCUUGGAUUGUUAAAGGUGGGGAAACCAAUAGCAAAGUCCUUUUUUUUUUCUUUUUUUUGUUCGGAGGGGUUUAACUUUUAUUUUGUUUGUUUUUUGUUAGCUAGCUAAACUAUUUAAUUUAAUGUAUACUUUAAUAAGAAAUGAUAGAAGUAAGCAUCACUGGUAAAUGGCCACAUCUAAUUAUUUUUUCUCGUGACCUAAUCUCUCUAGCAGAUUACAAGAUAACAAUAGCAGUGAAGACAUCAAAAUUAAGAAAAUUCUGCAUUAAACUGUUUAAUUGUGUUUACAGAGAUGACAAAUAUACUAUUCUUGGUUACCUUGUUUAAUUUUGUUUUUUUUUCCUUUGGAAAUUUGAAAGCAAUUACAUUUGCACUUAUAAGUUUUAUUAUUCAAUAAUAACACUGGUAUCUUGGAUUUGAAAUAUCUCACUUUUGUACACAUUGCACAGUAGCAGUUUGGGUAUUAAAAAGAAAAAAAAAAGAAAAAAUUGUAAUUAUUUUUUAGAGAAAAAAAAUCUGUACCUGCAGAGCUGCUCUUGGGUUUUAACACUGGAUGUAAAACUAUUUGACUCCUAUGCUGUGAAAUCACUGAAAAACGAUCAGUUUUGUUGUUCUCCUUGCAAUGAUAAAAAAAAAUGUAUAUGUAAAACACUAAUUAUUUCUGUAUAAAGUUUUAUACUAUAUAUUAUGUAGACAUAACUAUUGGCUUGGAAUAUAUUUUAUAAAAAAAAAUGGUGUUAAAACUGAUUUUUUUUUGUUUUAGUUUUCUCAUAGUUUGUGUGGAAUUUAAUUUGUACAGUUUUCAGUAUGUGUUAAACUGACAAUCGUGAAUAGGAUUGACGUCUUUAUAUAUAUAUUUUUUGUCACAGAAAUAAAAUCCAAAUCUGUUAGAAAUUAAAUGAUUCUAGAUGACUA